Messenger RNA from Pygocentrus nattereri (red-bellied piranha), 6355 nucleotides. RefSeq names its product MAM domain-containing glycosylphosphatidylinositol anchor protein 1. The transcript has 18 exons. The record is from RefSeq and is a predicted model, not a curated record. Gene Ontology annotation, biological process: homophilic cell-cell adhesion. NCBI's taxonomy places the organism in Eukaryota, Metazoa, Chordata, Actinopteri, Characiformes, Serrasalmidae. Gene Ontology annotation, molecular function: protein binding. Gene Ontology annotation, cellular component: plasma membrane. The coding region runs from base 477 to 3350 and encodes 957 amino acids.
UGACUGAGGAGAACUACAGCCUGACUGAGUCUGAGCAAAACGACUGAAAUCAAAGCUUCUCCUCGCCGCGAGUGGAAAGAAAGAGAGGAAGAAGAGGAAACCGCUGGAGCCGCUGCUCCUGCCCAGGCUGCUGUCGUGUGGAUGUAAGGUGCUGUUCGGGAAAACUUUCUGGGAAGGAUGUGCAGGAAUUCUGGGUUUGUUUUCUUGUUGCUGCUCCGCGGAGACGCCGCUGUUUAAACACACGCUCGGAAGAAACCUCGCCAGAAAACCUUCCACGCGAGCUCCUCCUGAGUUGCUCUGGACUUUCCCCCCGGGACUGUGCGUGUUUUUUUUUUCUAAAGGGAACUACAUCCACAUUUCUCCUACACGCCGAGCCCCGGUCCUUAUUUCAACUCUGUGGGGUCGCAGAUCCACUUUAAGCGGCGGGGUCCCGCUGAGCUCCCUUACAAGAAGGUGAUGAGGCGUCGCGGCUGAACAUGGAGCUUUUCUGGAUCUUACUGUUCUCCGUCAUCCACCGCUACACGCGAGGACAGGGAGUUUACGCCCCUGCGAAUGCACAGAUCGUGCAUGCUGGACAAGCCUGUGUGGUUAAGGAAGAUAAUAUCAGUGAAAGGAUCUACACAAUCCGUGAGGGAGAUACGCUCGUGCUACAGUGCCUUGUCAAGGGACAUCCACGGCCACAGGUGCGGUGGACUAAGACAGCAGGCAGCGCAUCAGACAAGUUCCAGGACACACCCAUCUUCAAUGAGACACUGCGGAUUGCCAACAUCCAGAGGGUGCAGGGAGGUCGCUACUACUGCAAGGCUGAGAAUGGGGUCGGGGUGGCUGCCAUCAAGUCCAUCCGGGUAGAUGUGCAAUAUUUGGAUAAACCUGUUCUCACAGUACACCAGACCAUCAGUGAUGUGCGGGGUAACUACUACCAGGAGAAGACAGUGUUUCUGCGCUGUACUGUCAACUCCAACCCACCAGCUAGAUUUAUCUGGAAACGUGGCAACACACCUAUUGAGCAGAGUAAAGACAACGGCGUGGACAUCUAUGAGCCUUUAUACACGCAGGGUGAGACUAAGGUGCUAAAGCUGAAGAACCUGCGGCCUCAGGACUUUGCUAACUACACUUGUCAAGUGUCCGUACGCAAUGUGUGCGACAUCCCGGACAGCUCAGUCACCUUCAGUCUAACUAAUGCCACCACUCCUCCAGCCCUGAAGAUAUCCGUGAAUGACACAUACGUGGUGGAUCCUGGGCAGGACGUAACACUGACCUGUGAGGUGACAGCGGGCUUCCCCAUGCCCACAGUGACCUGGUCCCGUUAUCCUGGCCCCCUGCCACGUCGUUCUGUGGUCCGUGGCGGGUCACUCACUCUGCGGUCAGUCACGCCGGCCGAGUCGGGAUUCUACAACUGUACCGCUGUCAACAACGUGGGCAACCCUGCCAGGAGGAACGUCAACCUUGUAGUUAGAACAAUGAAGAACUUGACGUUCCAGAUCACACCAGACUCCAACAAAGACGGCGAGAGCAUCCAGAUGGGUCGCGACCUCAAGCUGUCCUGCCACGUGGACGCGCAGCCACAGGAUAAGGUCAAUUACACCUGGUAUAAGAAUGGCGCACCGGUCUACCCAUCAGACAGCCUGAUAGUGCUGCGCAAUGACCCAGACAUGCCCCCUGGCACCAGCAGCCUGGAGAUUGUGGACAUGAAGUUCCGAGACCAGGCCACCUACAGCUGUGUGGCCAACUUCCCUGCCAGCAGUGUUCCUGAGCUCCGUGUUGACGUCAACAUCACGCAGAGCAGCGUCAUUCCUCCUGUCCUGAGCGUGCCGGUGGGAGGGAGCGUAGUCAACGUGAGCGAGGGCGGGACUGCAGAGCUUGUUUGCAUGGUGGACGGUAAGCCCCGCCCCCCCGUGCUGUGGUCCCGCGCCAACAAGGACCUGCCGAUGCCGUCAGGUGACUGGGUGGUUGAGACGCGGGACGGGCGGCUGAGGCUGACCAACGUGACGCGAGACAUGAUGGGGGCGUACCGCUGCCAGACAGCACCGUACAACGGCCUCAACAUCAAACGCAGGCUUUCGCAGGUGCAGCUUAACGUGGAAUACCCCCCUGUGGUGGACCCUGUCUUUCAGGACGUCCGCUCUCCAAACAAUCAGCCCGUCAUCCUCCGCUGCGUUGUUCUAAAGUCCAAUCCCAACCGCAUAGCAAGCGCCCGCUGGUAUCGGAACACCCUUCCCAUACGCACCCCUCCUGUAGACAGCCAGGACGUGCCCCAGCUCCGCUUCAAACUGGACCUCACCAACAAUGGCACAUAUGAGUGUAAAGUCAGCAAUGGGGUCGGGACCUCUACCUGUACCUUCGUUGUCUCAGCUCGACCCUACAGUGCAGAAUUCUACUUCGACACGCCAAACCCCAUCCGCAUUCUCAAGGGCAAUAACUACUCAUACAACCUGCAGUGGACACAGAAAGAGCCCACCGCUGUGGACAGAAUCAUAGGCUACUGGAUCAAUGUCCAACAGAUGGGUCAAAAGGUGCUUUCCAAACAGAUCAACACCAGAGAGCCUGUGAAAGGUGUGCUGAUGUCCUACACCAUUAUGGACCUGCGGAUCCCUCUGUCCUAUGAGGUGGGGCUCACGCCCAUCACGAGCUUUGCCGCUGGAGACACCGUCACUCGGACUAUUCAAUAUUCUGAACCCUACACCUAUCCAAGACCUUCAGAUCAUGUGUGUGGCUUUGAGGAUGUGCGGAUAUGUGGCUUCUAUCAGGACCGCAGUGAAGUGUUUGACUGGACCAGGCAGAACCAUCUGAGUCAAAACCCAAAACGCUCAGUCAACACAGGCCCUGACACGGAUAGGAGUGGGACGAAAGAAGGUUAUUACAUGUACAUAGAGACUUCACGGCCACGACAGAAAGGAGACAAAGCUCGCCUCUUGUCGCCACUCUAUAACGUCACAGCAGCCAGAGGCCCCUCCGGCUCCAGCAGAGUGCCACACUGCAUCUCCUUCUUCUACCAUAUGAAGGGCAAACACAUCGGCACUCUGAACGUGCUCCUGAGAGUCAAAAGCAUAGCCACUGUGGAUUCUGUAGUGUGGACCCGGUCUGGGCACCAGGGCCCUGACUGGCGGAAGGCCAACAUCAUGGUGUACCCCAGUGGACCCUUCCAGGUGGUGUUUGAGGGUAUCCGUGGAGACGGUUUUGAGGGAGACAUCGCCAUCGAUGAUGUUUCGGUUACCAAAGGGAAGUGUACACAGGAGAAACUGCCUGAAACAGACGUGCUUCCAGGAUCUGCCCAAAGUCUUCGUCCUGUUCUUCUGAGCGUGCCGCUCCUUAGCUCCUUGUGCCUCUGUGUCCUGCUCCUGUCCAGAUGAUGGGCUACACUCUUUUACGCUCCCUCGCGCAGGUCGCCCCCGUGGCAGCAACCAGCACUGCCCAGACACGUUCCUUCCCCUAUCCCUCAUCUUUGCUCCAUCAAAUUUUUAUCUUUUCUGUUUCCUUUUCUCCUACUCACUUUUUACCUCAUUUCCCCUGGUCACCCUGCUUUAUCAUCCUACAUAUAUCUUUUUAAAGUCUUUCUGUUUUCUGUUGCUACUUUCCGUUCAAAUUUAGCAUCUUGGUAUCAAUUGGUAUGGCUUCUCUGACCUGCAUUGUGACACACUAGCUGAAUCCUUUAGUUUUAAAUUCAACCAUGGUUAAUGUUCACAUCAUUCCCGUAUAUUUCUGUAUGUUUGUUUUCCCCCACCAUCCUACCUCUGCGCCCCUUUCUAUGUUGCCGACACACCAAAGUGUCAACUAUGCUACCAAAGAUGAUGGCGGUUCUUCAGACGAAGAGAAGAUUGGGGCGAACAUGGAGCCCUUCAAGCAACUUAUCUCUCCCCUUAAGAUGAAGCUGCAUAGAAAUGCAGAUCCUCAGGAUGGAUUAGCGGAAUGUAAGGUUGAGAGUGCGAUGGAAAGGGAGGACGGCCGGAAUAAAACGAGAGUGAACUUCAUAUUUGACCGAGUUUGAUGACCUGAAUGGACCACAGUCUGUACAUUCACAUGUAUAUGAUAUAUCACGUAAGUAUCAACAACAGAACAUGAACGGACAACGAGUGCAACUUCUCAGACUAUGAUAAAGUUAAAUUAAAGAAGCACAAAUUUAUAUGCUUUUUUGUAAACAUUUUGGUUUCCCUGUGUGGUAUCUUCUUCAUCUACGAAUUUGCUGUAUGCCUUGUCCUUUGGCUUACUUUAUGAGAAACAAGUUUUCCUGUCCUGCUGCUGAUAUAUCGACUUAGCGGAAUGGUGGUCGAACACUGAGGGUUUGACUUCAUCAGACACUUCUGCCCUUCACCCACCAUCUCCCAGGUCUGGGAAGAACCUGUGCAAAUUGGGGGAAUGACAAUCCAUCUUACUCAUAUGUUAAACCACAUGUGGAGCACUGACUGAGUUUCAGAGUGCACUGACCACUAGCUAAUUAAAGAAAGUUGAAAUUUGGUAUCUCUAUUUGAGAUACCAAAGGAAGUACAAGAAAUCUGUUUGGACCUAAAGAUGGACACCUCCAGAGAGAUGGCUUGGAAGUUACAGAAGAGGAUUUGGGGUUUCAGAGUGCAUCCAUGCAUUUCAUGAGGCUAUAAUGAAUGUCAUGUAGGGACUUUUACUCUUCGUCAGCUGUGGUGUGGACACCUUUAAAAAGAAAUGGACAGGACUCAUGAGCAAGGAAAGGUCAUUUUGGCACAUCUUGACAAAACAAGGCACCGUCUUACAAUUAAAUGUCUUCAAUAACUAAUGAACACCAACAUUUCAUAUUAAGCAAUACAAUAUAUUAUAAUAAUGAUUUAAAACAUUCUGCAAACUUCAGCACACAUUUUAGCAAAAUGUUCAGAAUCGAUGCUUUCAGCACAGACAACAGUUUCUGUGGGCCAUUUCUUCUGGUCAUUCUAAAUAAUGGGACCAAGGUCCUGAGGGGGUGCAUCAGGGUUCUAUAUUAGGUCCUCUGUGGAAUCAGUGGUGUUUUAUUCGCAUGUGAUUAAUCGAAAUGACCAUACAAAAAGCAGACUUUGUGGAGUGUAUAGAGCACAAAGCGUAUUAUACGGAUCACACAAGAAAUGGAAGAAACCAUGUGUGCCUCUGGAGUAUCCACAUGAUGGGUUGAAUGGUCAUUUUAAAUUUAGAUAGACGCUAUCAUACAAUCAUAUAUAAAUUUGCUUUGACCCAGUAUUGUUCAUGUUGUCAUCCUCUGUCGUCCUAGUUUAGCGUUUAACGUUUUAUCACCAGGCUUUACCGUGAGACUACUUAGAAUUCUGAAAGUGCGAAAAGUAGUGUGGAUCUUAUAAUUCUUGGCCCCUGCUUGUAAAAUUCGCUCGCACUCAUAUUUAAUCAACUCAUAUUUAUCUUAAGAUGCAAUAUUGCUUGUAUCUGCUGCCAUUUCAUGUAGCGUGAUGGGUGUUGACUUGAUAUCUCAGGUCAUUUUCAAAAGUAGGUAGCAGUAACAGAGCCUUCUGGACUUCUCUUGCCUCUGGUCCAGUGUACUGAACAUCAUUUAGUCUUUAGCCAUGUUAGCCAUACCAGUUACCAUAGAUGCUAACUCUGCACUUGCCUUCACUAUUAGCACAUAUAAUCAGCCAUUUAUCAUAAUCAAAGUUAAGAAGUCCAGAAAUAAUCAGAUUUAAGAGGGCAAAGACGAUGAGCUACAGGGGAAGAUUAAAUUAUUCACUAGCUUUGGGCUUUUUAUUGUAUUCUAUUCAUUUAAUUAAUAUCUUUAAUACUACAAACAUGCCUAUACUGAGCAACACCCAUCCAUUAUUACCAAUUUACAGUACUGUGCAAAAGUCAGAGACCACCAUUAUUAUUAUUUUCAAUUUCCAGUCAAAACGGCCUUUACGUUUUUCUUUUUUUCAUUUAAUAUAUAUUGAAUAGAAAAUUACACAGAAUUACACUAAAUAUAUGCCAUUUUUCAGCAUUUAAUGUGUCCACCUUUACCUUUAUUACAGCUUCCAUUCUUUUUAGAAGACUUGAUUUAAAUUUUUCUAAGAGAUCUGCAGGGAUAUUUUUCCAAACCUCCAAAGUUCAGUUUUCUGCAUGUUGCGAUCAGCAUAAUCCCAAACACAUUCAGUGAUAUUGAUGAUGUCCAUUGGUCUGAGAACACUAGCGACUUGGUUUGUUUGUGUUAUCUUCUCACAAUGGAAGGAUGGACAAAAAAUCCACUCUGGAUUUUUUCAGAUCUGAAGCAAGUGUGCAGCUUGAGUUUCUGCUCUUUCUCUAAGAUGGAAGCUUUAAGCACUGUUUAUCUGAUGCUGAAAGUUGUAGUUGUCCACUAAAUUUAACUUUUCAUUAUUUUUUGAUCUUCAAUUUUGGAAACUCCUGUUUUUUUAUAUAUUUUCCUUUGUUUUUGCUUUCC